Gallus gallus (chicken) is the source of this 8745-nucleotide messenger RNA. RefSeq names its product multiple EGF like domains 11 (gene MEGF11). Gene Ontology annotation, cellular component: membrane. The coding region runs from base 741 to 4073 and encodes 1110 amino acids. The transcript has 27 exons. Gene Ontology annotation, molecular function: protein binding. The record is from RefSeq and is a predicted model, not a curated record. Lineage: Eukaryota; Metazoa; Chordata; Aves; Galliformes; Phasianidae.
GAGUGAAGGGUGGGUGUGUUGCAGGCAGUGCUGGAGGAAAGGCGCGAGCUGAGGGCAAAGCACGAGCUGAGGGCAAAGCACGAGCUGAGAGCGAGGCAGGCGCGAGCUGAAGGAAAAGCACGAGCUGAGAGCAAAGCAGGCGCGAGCUGAGAGGAGCGCUGAGGGAAGGGCGCGAGCUGAGGAAAGGCGGGAACGGGCUGAGAGCAGCUCUGAGGGGAAGGCGGGAACGGACUGAGGGAGCGAGGCUGGCUGCAACGGAGGGGAGGCUCUGAGAGACGCGGGAGCGAGCUGAGGGGAAAGAGCUGAAGAGAAGUUGGGAGCGAGCUGAAAGAAGCAGGGCCGAAGCCGAGGGCAAGCUCUGAGGGGCUGGUGCCUGCGCUGAGCCGAAGGAGAGCCCCGGUUUGUGCUGCUCAGUGAGAGAGGGGACGGGUUCCCUUUCAGUGGUGGAAAACGGAGAGAUUUAGGAGGGGCGGUGGAGAAAAUGCUGGAGAAGUGUCUGGAGUGCCCGUGGAAGUCCUGAUUCCAUGUGUAUGUAAUGUGUGCUGCUGAGGAGGUGCAGAGCAUGGCUGGGAAGAGAUGUCCCCACCUGUUGGACUCGCAAGUGCAGCUACAGAGUGCCAAGCAACUUCUGAAGAGCUUUCCUCUGCUGUUCUGUUAAUGUGAUGUGUGUCUUCGUGCACUAUUAGUCUGCAAAAAUAGGAGCCAUUAGGAAUUUUUUAGUACUUUGAGGUACAGCAGUGAUGGCUCAAUUGCUUUUCUGGUGGAUUCUAAAAGGGCUUUUUCUGUCUUUUCUGCUCAAAACUGCUCUGUCCCUAAACCCAGAUGAUCCAAAUGUUUGUAGUCAUUGGGAAAGCUAUGCUGUGACAGUACAGGAAUCCUAUGCUCAUCCUUUUGAUCAGAUCUAUUAUACAAGAUGUACUGACAUACUGAACUGGUUCAAGUGCACUAGACACAGAAUAAGUUAUAAAACGGCAUAUCGAAGAGGACUAAGAACCAUGUAUCGGCGGAGAUCCCAGUGCUGUCCCGGAUAUUAUGAAAGUGGAGACUACUGUAUACCACUCUGCACAGAGGAGUGCGUGCAUGGAAGAUGUGUUUCUCCUGACACUUGUCAUUGUGAACCAGGAUGGGGAGGUACUGAUUGCUCUAGUGGUUGCGAUAGCGAUCACUGGGGACCGCACUGCAGCAACCGGUGCCAGUGCCAGAACGAAGCCCUCUGCAACCCCAUCACAGGCGCCUGUGUCUGCGCAGACGGGUACCAAGGCUGGCGCUGCGAGGAGCUCUGUGAGCCCGGGAGCUACGGCAAGGGCUGCCAGUUCCAGUGCCAGUGUCACAACGGGGCGACCUGCGACCACGAGACGGGAGAAUGUCACUGCGCUCCUGGAUACACGGGGGUGUUCUGUGAAGAGCGCUGUCCCCCCGGGAGUCACGGAGCUCAGUGUGAGCUGCGCUGCCCGUGCCAGAAUGGAGGGGUCUGCCACCACAUCACUGGGGAGUGCUCCUGCCCUGCUGGAUGGACGGGGUUGGUGUGUGCACAGCCAUGUCCUCCUGGGACAUUCGGAAUUAAUUGCAGCCAGGUCUGUCCAUGCCACAACGGAGGACACUGUGAUCCCGUGACAGGAAAAUGCAUCUGUACACCUGGCUAUGUUGGAGACAGGUGUCAAGAAGAGUGUCCAAUUGGGACAUUUGGCUUUCAGUGCACACAAAGAUGUGACUGCCAAAACGGUGCAAAGUGUUACCAUGUGAAUGGAGCGUGUAUGUGUGACCCAGGGUUUAAAGGGAUUCACUGUCAAGAAAGAAUGUGUCCGGAAGGGUUUUAUGGCCUCAAAUGCAACAAGAGGUGCCCCUGCAAUAUUACCAACACCCUCAGUUGCCAUCCAUUGUCUGGAGAAUGUAGCUGCAAAGCUGGCUGGGCUGGACUGUACUGCAAUGAGACCUGUCCCCCUGGGUACUACGGCGAGGGCUGCCAGCUGACCUGCUCCUGUGAGAAUGGUGCAGAUUGCGACAGCAUCACUGGGAAGUGUAUGUGUGCACCAGGAUACAUGGGAGACGACUGCACCAUUACCUGCAUGGCAGGAACCUAUGGCACCAAUUGCUCAUCAGUUUGUAAUUGCAAAAAUGAUGGUGCGUGUUCCCCCGUGGACGGUCUGUGCAUUUGCAAAGAAGGGUGGCAAGGAGUGGAUUGCUCUAUUCCAUGUUCAAGUGGAAGUUGGGGUUUUAACUGUAACCAGACGUGUUACUGCACAAAUGGAGCAGCCUGCAGGCCUGCUGAUGGCUUCUGUCUGUGCUCCCCUGGCUGGCAGGGGGACUACUGUGACCAGCCGUGCCCUGAUGGAACAUAUGGUCUUAAUUGCAGUGAGCGCUGUGACUGUAACCACGCAGAUGGGUGCGAUCCCGUCACCGGUUACUGCUGCUGCCUUGCUGGCUGGACAGGCAUCCACUGUGACAAUAUGUGCACCCAGGGCCGCUGGGGACCGAACUGCUCCAUCUCCUGUAGCUGUGAGAACGGGGGAUCCUGUGCUCCGGAGGACGGCACCUGUGACUGUGCACCUGGCUACAGAGGACCCCUGUGCCAAAGAAUUUGCCCCCCUGGCUUCUAUGGACACCACUGCAGCCAGCCAUGCCCUCAGUGCGUGCACAGCAGCGGUCCCUGUCACCACGUGUCCGGGCACUGCGACUGCUUGCCAGGAUUCUUCGGCGCGCUCUGCAACCAAGUGUGUCCCAGUGGAAAAUAUGGGAAGAACUGUGCUGAGCUCUGCCAGUGCACCGAGAACGGGACGUGCAAUCCCAUCGAUGGGUCGUGCCAGUGCUUUCCAGGCUGGAUAGGGAAGGACUGCUCCCAGACUUGCCCCCCAGGUUUUUGGGGCAUGGAUUGCUUUCAUUCAUGCAACUGCCACAAUGGAGCAAUGUGCAGCCCUUAUGAUGGAGAAUGCAGAUGUACUCAUGGUUGGACUGGGCUCUACUGCACACAGCGUUGCCCAGCUGCUUUCUAUGGAAAAAACUGUGCCAACGUCUGUCAGUGUCAGAACGGAGCGGACUGUGACCACAUCACUGGGCAGUGCACGUGCAGGACGGGAUUCACAGGCAAACAGUGCGAGCAAAAGUGCUCACCAGGAACAUUUGGUUAUGGUUGCAAACAACUCUGUGAGUGCAUGAAUAAUGCCACAUGUGACCAUGUCACAGGUACUUGCUACUGCAGUCCGGGCUUCAAAGGAAUCAGAUGUGAUCAAGCGGCUCUUAUGAUGGAAGAAUUAAACCCCUAUACUAAAAUUAGUCCUGCUCUUGGAUCAGAGAGGCACUCAGUGGGAGCAAUCAUUGGAAUUAUUAUUCUCCUUCUAAUUAUUAUGGUCUUGCUGGCACUGUUUGUGUGGUAUCGACGGAAACAGAAGGAGAAGGGCCAUGACAUGCCAAGUGUAUCUUACACUCCAGCCAUGAGGAUGACUAAUACAGAUUACUCACUUUCUGAUGUGUCUCAAGGUAGCAGCAGUGUGCACUGCUUUUCCAACCCAAGCUACCACACUCUCUCGUGCGGUGUGACUUCACGCUUCUUUCCCCGUAAUCUGGAUGGGAACAGCUCCAGUAAGCUGAGUAACAAAAUCCUUGACAGAGAAACUGCAGACUGGAGACCCUACAGCUAUCUGAAUGAACUAGGUGCUUGUGGGAUGGAUAGACGUCAGAACACAUACAUAAUGGAAAAAAGCUUCAAAGAUUAUAUGAAGGAAUCUGUGUGCAGCUCCAGCACUUGUUCUCUGAACAGCAGUGAAAACCCAUACGCCACCAUUAAAGAUCCCCCCAUCUUAACAUGCAAACACUCCGAGAGCAGCUACGUGGAAAUGAAAUCGCCUGGUCACAGGGACUCCCCAUAUUCAGAAAUGCCCACUUCAUCAACAGCCAACAAAAACAUCUAUGAAGUUGAGCCCACCAUCAGCGUGGUCCAAGAUGCCCGUGCCCGGAGUGCCAGUUACCUCCAAAGUCCAUAUGACCUGCCUAGGAACAGUCACAUUCCUAGUCACUACGACCUCCUCCCUGUAAGGCACAGCCCAACGCACGGGCCAUCUUGGGACAAGCAGUCUUAAAGGGAUGGACUUCACUGUGCUGCAAACACAAACUCUGAGGAAGCAAAGAGAAGACAAUCCUUUUCUGCACUGCAGGAUGCUGACGUGACUUUAGGCUGCAAGGACCUAACAUAACUAAACAUCAGCUUGGGCCAGCUGCUGCUGCAUGAUGUUAUUUAAAAAGACUUUUUUUUUAUAUGGGUCACAAGAACUAAUGAGAACCUCCUCCAGGUGUCGCUGGAGUGCAUCACCCCUGGAAGGUGUCCCCACGCUCCAGGCAAAAGCUCUCCGCCAUGUGUAUUCUAACCCUGGCUUUGCUGUAAAAUAAAACACAAUGCACUGAGUAGGAGGACCUAGAGACGUACACACAUUUCUACCAACUGCAUCAGAAAACCUUGUACCACGAGGAACGCUGGAAUACAGUUUACAUCUCUGUCAUGGAAAUGGACACUUUUCUGAAUGAAAGUAGGAAAGCUGCUUGUUUCACUGUCUGGAAACCUCAUUUACUGCCAUCACCAUGGGCAUCCUGUGCAGAUCAUGCUUGGUAAUUAGCGCUCUGUUCAUCUUUAUAUUCAGUACCAGAGUAUUGGAGUACAGGAAUAUCAGUGCAGACGUUUAUUACAUUUUUAAAAUGUAACACCUUGGCAAAUGUCCAGCGAUCUUUGUCAACGAUUUAAGUUUAAGCACUGAGUCUCAUACCCGGCUUACCGCACUUCAAACAAGCUAGAAAUAUAUUGGUACAGCUAUGCUUUAAUUUUCCUUGUACAUGUCCUUUCUCAUUAAAUGCACGGCUUUUUUGGGUGGUGCAAACAGACACACCUUCACCUGCAUCCUGGGACACUGCAGGUUUGCACAGACCAACCCUGGUUCAGUUUCCUAACGCUAGGAUGCAUUGGCUUCAUCACUGGCAAACCACGUCACCACGAUGCACCUGGCAGCAUGUCCUUCAUGACACCCUUUAAUUUGAUGUGCAUUACCAUGUAGUGCAACUUUAUCUGUUGAUGAUUUUACCUGACAUGUCAUUACAUUGAGCUGAAAAUGGGUUUUCUUUUUCAGCAGCUGUUUGUGAAACAAUUAUCAAGGGGUUGACCAAUGGUAAAGCUUUGGAAAAAGCCACCGUGAUUUUUUUUUUGUAAUCUUUACUGACCUAGAAAGUAGAAUACUUGCCGUUAAGCAGUUCCUUGUAGAUUUUGAGCAUGAAGUAGUAUUGAUUCUAAGUAUGUAUUUUUAUUAGGCAAACGUGGAAGUAGCAAGUUGAUUGCCUCUUAAAGAUUAAAAACAUUCUGUUGCACAUUCACCAGUCUGAUGGAAGCAGAAGAGAACCAAGCCAACAUCAAGCUGUUUGCUCAACAUAUGACCACCAGUGGAAGCUGCUGGCCUAGGGGACUGGUACGACAACCCUGCUGCCAUGGGGACAGCAGCUCAGAGCCAGCUCCAUGAGACAGCAGGCAUCAGAGCACCUCGCGUAGGGCAGCACUGUACCCCACAGCACCCCUGCAGCAGCUGGGAUGGUGGGGCCAGCUCUGAACCCCUACGUGCAAUCCAGGAGAUCCAGACAGCAGAGCUGAGCCCAGAGAUCCCCCCAGGCUUGCAGAGAAGCAGAUUUUCAUGUUUCAAGAUAACUCCAAAGUAUUUACAUGAAUGCUGCAUGUGUGCAUGGGGGAGAUGACUGAUCAGCAAUAGUAGUUUUAUAUUCCAGGAAAGCCUUAUGAGAGAUGUAAUUAGGCACUUAUUCUGUGGGGCCAGGAGGGGUAUAUUUUGCAUAUAUGAAUGGAAAGACUUACCUCAAAAAUACCAAGAGAAAUGCAGUUUGAUGAGGAAUCCUCUGGUUAGAGACUUACCUUGCCAUCUAGCACAAGCAGGCUCAGCUGCCAGCCUGACCAGUGUCUGUGUAUGCUGCUGUCAACAUUGAGAUGAGAGAGCAGAGAUGAGGCUCAGUUUUUGUUUUUUUUCAAAGCUGGAUUUUCAAACCAAAUGCAACAAUGUGCAUAGAGCUUAACAGGAAAAAACAAAACAAAAAACAAAAAAAGGAAGGAAAAAACAAAGGAAGUACCUUCUUGUAUAUUAUUAGCUUUAGCUUAGAAAAUAGGCACCGAAAUGGCAAUACUUUUUUAAGGCAAGACAGAUUUGUAAUAUAUUUGUUCACUGUGCAAAGGUAUUCUACCUUGUACAAAAUAAAUCAAAUUUCUCUCAGCGUGUCUUUCUCAAACUUACUCAUUGGCAGACCAGAACUCCCAGCCCAUGCUCAGGUUGAGUGCUCCAUGCGACAGUGCUGGUUACAGAGGGGCUCACCACGUCUUCAUGAAAAACCUCACAGGCACUUUGCAAGCCAGAAGCUGACUUUCUGUUACAGGACUUCUCAGAAAACAUGACAUAAUUCAGACCGAAAUUUUGAGCUCGCUUUGAGUAAAGCCCAGCUUUAAAACAAAUGGUAGCUGGCACAGUACGCAUCUUUUGUACAACUCUUCUGGUAGCUCCUGUCUGCAGCAGCGGAACCUUAGCAGGUCCGAGAGGGACCUCGGUGAGGCACAGACAAGAUGAUGACAGCUCCACGUCUCUAUGCUGUUUAUGCAAUGCUUCUCAGCCCUGUCCCAAUGGCAUGCAGUGACACCAGUGGGUUGCGGUGCUUUUGGUAGGCACAGGAGGACACAGGCCAGCAGUGACCCCAGCAUCAGGCAAACUGCAGCCAUCUCAGCAUCCGACUGUUCCCGAGGAGCCAAUCAAUAAAUCACAAGCAUGAAUUUGCAGCAGAAACACCUUCGGAAUGAUGAUGCCAGGGCAAUGCAGCAGACAGCUACGUAUUGAAGCUUUUUCAAUAUUUGUGCUUCAUAUUUCUAAAGAUCCUGUUAGCUAAAGCCCAGCAUGUAAUCCUCUUAUUUGACAAGUCACACUCAAUAAGCUAUUUAAGUCUGGAAACUCAUCAGGUUUGAACUGAUGGAGUAAGUAAUUCCAGCUUAAUAAAAAUGCCUUUACAUCAGAACAAUGCCCCGCACUUUCUGCUUCAGAGUCAGAACUUCAACUGCCAUCGCCCAGGAACUACAGAUACCCACCAAACAGCUUCGGAAUUGUUAAGGUCAGGACUUUCAGAUAUGUAAAUGAGAGCAAAAGCUCUUGGUGAGAAAAUCCAAUUUUGCAGCGUUGUGCAGGAGAUCCCAUAAACUCAGACAGCUCAUUUCAGGGCUCAAAAGCUGUAUCUCUUAUAAUCAGUCACCUCCUAUUAGAAGAGAAGAGAUGCUUCAGCACAGAAGGAACACCAAUUACAGCAGAGAUGAUUAACCAGCAGCUGAGUGGGAACAAUACCAUUAGGUGAGCAUCCAGACCAAUGCCUUGUGCUGCCUCUCCAAAAGUCCCCAGUGAGGAUCCUCCUGAGCCCAGCCAUGUCUCACAGCUCAGGACCAGCCACAGCUCUGCAGCCGUUAGGAAAAGGUGUUACCAAAGCAUAGGACAGCAGGCAAAGGCUUAAGUAGCUAAGAAGUUACAGCCCUGUAUGCAUAUCAUGUGACUUUGCUGUAGAAGGCAGUAUAGCUUGCGAAGGCAUUACAAACUAUUGCAUGAAAAUUCUGGAUUCCCUAUUGCAGCAGUCCAUAAUUACAACAUCAGUUUUAGCAAGGCAUUUCUGUCUAAGGCCUGUUUUGUGAUUAUUGCUUGUAAAGUCCUGAUGAAAAUAAUUAAGAGUUCUUACAUUGCCUAAGAGUACACUCAGUCAUUGCACAGCUGCUCAGAACCACAACGCAAUGCUUCUUGUCACACAGUGGAGGAGGAAGUGCGUGCCCACACUGACACUGUGUGGGGCAGAGCUGGGGCUUGCAUUCCGGCAGGCUCUGCUGCAUUCAGAUUUACCACAGAAGGAAGCUUCUUGCAUAAAGCCAUACGAAAUCCAAGCCUGACAUGACAGCUGAGUCAGGCUGCUGGCUAAGUGAAUCAGAAAAGGAAGCAAAGAAAAACUCACCCUGCAUUUCCAGUUGGUAGAUUUAUGGCAUGGCUGCCACAGUAAUGAAUGUAAUUGUAAAAUCCACUGCUGCCUGGCCAAAGCGCUCUGAGAACACAACAGUGAGGAUGGUCCCCAUUUAUACCUUCUCCUGACUCCGGCAAUACCAAGGCCUUAAAGACUGGUUCAGACAGAAGGAUUCAGUGCUGCCACGUGCUCUUGGGGUGACUUCCAAAACUCACAAUGCUCAGCAGGCUGGCUCCUACAGCACCACUCCCUCAGCAGAAGACAACAAGGUGGGAUCAAACAGCUGAAGUAAUUUGCUGUAGAAAGUAACGGUAUGUCAUUCUGCGGGAUUUUCUGACUGGUGGUAAUGUGGAAAAAUGAGGUUUGUAAAAGCUAUUUGGGGAUUUGACAAGAGAGAGUCCUCAUUUUUUCACACCAUAAGAGCUUCCCAAAGCAGACAAAUUGCCAUGAACUGCAUCAGCCCCUAAAAGCUACAGGCCUGGUCCCAGUAUAUGGCCCUUUCAGUUCCUCUCCUGGGAGUACUUCCACUUUGGUUUCUCCUCCCAGUUCCAAGAAAUUUACUAGCAAAUAAAAACAUUAAAGUCAACUCCCACUUCUCCCAAAAAGUGCACCCAACACCGUGCUGAGUUGUCCCCCGUAAUUCUUUAUUAGAAUCAUGGAUGAAUAUAUUUUAAAUCAAUCUAAAAAAAUAAUGAAUCAAGUUACAGUACAUGCAUAAAAUACAAAGUAAUUUACAAA